Messenger RNA from Aspergillus bombycis, 1407 nucleotides. RefSeq names its product cytochrome b5 reductase. Gene Ontology annotation, cellular component: endoplasmic reticulum. NCBI's taxonomy places the organism in Eukaryota, Fungi, Ascomycota, Eurotiomycetes, Eurotiales, Aspergillaceae. Bases 1 to 1407 code for a protein of 468 amino acids. Gene Ontology annotation, molecular function: oxidoreductase activity; heme binding. The record is from RefSeq and is a predicted model, not a curated record. The transcript has 2 exons.
AUGCAAGAAUUCACUCUGCAGGAUGUGGCAGCCCACAAAAGCAAGGAUGAUCUGUGGGUAGCUAUUCAUGGCAAAGUCUACGACAUAACAAAAUAUGUACGCGACCACCCCGGAGGAGCGGACGUGCUCGUGGAUGUCGCCGGAACCGAUGCGACAGCUGCCUACGAAGACGUUGGACACUCGGAAGACGCAGAUGAGAUAUUGGGGACAUACCUGCUCGGCACCCUGAAAGACGCUCAAGAGUUCAAGAGACCCAAGGCAGUCCGUCUGGUCCAGCAAACGCCCUCGAAGCCCGAGACUAAGAGCACCAACAAGUCCACGCCCGCCAUUAAAACCCUUGCUCUUACCACAGGGUCCCUGGGAAGCGCGCUCUUGCUCUACAUAUCCUCGCGCAGCAAUGCGGCUCUUAAUGAAGUGCUGUCAAAACUUCCAAAGUUACUUCACCAAUUACCCGAGAUCCAUGUGUCGUCCGGCGGCGUCUUACGUGGGGGGUUCUCGAGUGGCUUUGUCGCCGCCAGCAUCCUUUGCGCAGCAAUCGGCAGCGUAGUCGGGUCGAAGCUCUCGAAGUUCACACGGAUCGAGUCGGGCUUUACGCGGUAUCCAUCGCGCAUAAAAUCCCGCGGUUUGAAGAAACAGAACCCGCACCUUGCGAAGGGCUUCCUCGAGCCAAAGGAUUACAAGAACCUCCCUCUGAUCCGGAAAGACCAGCUAGCACCGAACGUUUAUCGUUUCGUCUUCGAGCUCCCCGGUCCACGGGACGUCAUCGGUCUUCCUAUCGGGCAGCAUGUCGCCAUUAAAGCCAACGUCAACGGCGCAGCAGUUUCGAGAUCCUACACACCCACAUCGAAUAACCUGGAUCUGGGCCGCUUGGAACUAGUCAUCAAAUGCUAUCCCGACGGCAUCCUCACGGGCCAAUACCUUGCGAACCUGCAAGUCGGCGACAAGGUGCAAUUCCGCGGUCCGAAAGGCGCAAUGAAGUACCACAGCGGUCUAUGUAAAAAGAUCGGAAUGAUUGCCGGCGGAACCGGGAUUACGCCCAUGUAUCAACUCAUCCGGGCGAUCUGUGAAGACGACACCGACACCACGGAAGUGAGUCUGAUCUAUGCCAAUCGAUCCGAGGAAGAUAUCCUGCUGCGGAGUGAACUGGAAGCGUUCGCUCGCAAGUAUCCAAAGAACUUUAAGCUCUGGUAUAUGCUUGACCACCCCCCGAAGAACUGGGCUUAUGGUAAAGGCUAUGUUACGCCGGAGGUUAUGGCUGCGAGGUUGCCUGGGCCAGCGCCUGAUACAAAGGUUAUGCUUUGUGGUCCCCCCGGCAUGGUGAAUGCUUCAAAGAAGGCACUCACUGCUGCUGGAUUUCAGGCUCCAGGCGCUGUGGGGAAGAUGACGGAUCAGAUAUUCUGCUUCUAG